Molecule: messenger RNA, 2792 nt
Organism: Cucumis melo (muskmelon)
Lineage: Eukaryota; Viridiplantae; Streptophyta; Magnoliopsida; Cucurbitales; Cucurbitaceae
Exons: 2
Coding region: 417-2630 (737 amino acids)
Biological process (GO): meristem development; meristem maintenance
Source: RefSeq, a predicted model, not a curated record
UUUUUUUUUUUUUAAUAAAAUUGGAGGGGAGAGUCUUCCUUUAUUUAUUUAUUUUUUAAUCUCUCAUUCAAAAACAGCAGUAUCAAAACCACAUUACUUUUGUAAUAAAUUUGCAAAAAAAAAACACUAUUUUUGUAAUUUGCCCAAAAUUUUUUAUACUAGAAAGUAUUAGAGUUACGUUUUAUAUUUAUAUUUGUAUCUGAGAAAAAAAGGGUGCAUAUGAUAUAGCUUAGCUUAUGGUGUAGCAAAGUCUAUUCCCUGUCAAUUGGUUAGAUUUGUUUCGAUUGGAAUUCCGGACAGAGCCCAAAAAUCUCUUUACAUCUAUUCCUCUACAAGAAGCAAACUAUGCCACCAUUCAAACUCCAGUUCCUCCCUUUCUUCUUGUCCCCGUCUUUACGUUUACCAUUCAAUCACAAAUGGCGCACUACGUGUGCCAAGAAAAGUAUGGUCUGGUGAUUUCUGAACACGGGAGGCAAACUGAGAGGGUUGCUAGAUUUUUGAAGCCAUGCGCCACCACCGCUGACGAGGCGGAGAGGGUUUCUCGUCGUUCCCACUUACUGUUUGAAGAAAUGUUUAGCGGACAAAAACGGUGGCCCAACAGGGUUAACUUCCAAAGAUGGGCUUGUCCCCAAAUGAACUGGGACAAAUGGGUCGAAAAGCUGGUGGUUCAACACUCUGUCAUGUGGAAACAAAUUGGAAUUUACGAUGCCAUCAUGGGUUCUUGCUGUGAUAUAAGGCGCAAUAAGGAUAUAAUAUUGGGUUUGGUUGAGUUUUGGUGUUCUGAGAUGAAUACUUUUGUGUUUCCAUGGGGGGAAGCCACAAUUACAUUGGAAGAUGUGAUGAUUCUUGGGGGUUUCUCUGUUCUUGGGGAACCCAUUAAGAAGCGUGUGACUGCAGAGGAGUUGAUCAUGGUGGUGGACGCCAUGAGAAAGAGGAAGUCUGCAAUUUCAAAAGGUAAGUCUAGAAAAACUAGUCAUGGAGCUUGGAUGAAGCACUUUAUGGAUAAUGACAAUGACAUUGAGGUUGAGCAUGCGGGUUUUCUCUCAUACUGGUUGUCAAGGUAUGUCUUCCCCUUACCUACUAAAGACACCGUUUCAAAUGGUGUAUUUCCUAUUGCAGCCCAUUUGGUUGGAGGGACCCAAAUGGCUUUAGCCCCCGCAGUCCUUGCAGGCUUGUAUAAGAACUUGAGUUUGCUGAAGGAUAAAGCACUUUCUGCUUCUAAUGAUGGUGAAAUAACUGUCAUCGCUCCAUUUCGACUUGUCUUGUUGUGGGCAUUUGAGCAUUUUCCUCCGCUAGUUCGGACAUCCCCAAAUGUACUCAAUCCUGGGGAGCCAAGAGCUGCCCGCUGGUACAAAUUCAUCUGCAAAAUGGAUAAAUCUUUUGUUGAAACCAUCUUCUUAUCAGGGCAAUGCUUUGAAUGGAGGCCUUAUGCUGCUGAUAUAACCAACUGGAAUCAUUCAUCUUAUUACAGAGCUGAAGAGCAUUUAGAAAUUGACAGUGGGAACAACUCUGACCAGAAUUUGCAAUGUUAUCUCAUAUGUAUAACAAUGUGUUACUUAGUUGGAUUAGAUUGUCGAGAGAGUUAUAUGCCUCAUCGUGUAGCGAUGCAGUUCGGUAUCGAUCAGGAUUUACCUGGUGAAUUCUCUGGAUUGGUCUUUGGCCCCAAAGAUGUUUGUUUCUUUGUUCCUCCCAGGUUCUUUAAACCCAGUGUUUCACUAAAGUACUCCAACUGGUGGAAGAAUUCUGAGUUCAGUUGUGGAGGAAAACUGCCUAGCGUUUUGAGAAGAAGCUUAGAUACUUUUCAAAUGCCUCCAGGCGGGGGUGAAAUAAGCUCUAAGGAUUACCAUACUCCAAAUGUUACAGCAAGGUCAAAGGACAGUAAGAUUGUGUCUCGGUCCUCCAUAAAAGAUGAGGUUGUAGAGACCGAAGACGAGAGUGAAUCCGUGAAGCGGAACAAAAACUUUGAUGUUUUACUCGAACAAAUUUCUGAAUCUGAUUUUCCCACCAGAGAAGCUGUAAGCUUGGGAAGGAGGUCAUCACCAUCCAUAGAGGAAGUGAAAGGUGGGGGUGGUUCCUAUACCUCAGCUAAAUCAUUUGAUUCAGGAAGUCCUGAUUGUUCGACUCCAUGUUCUGCUCGUUUCAGAUCCCUUGCUUCGAUCACUAGGGAAUUGUCUCCCGCAAAAAGGUUCCAAGAUUCUGUUGCCACCGAUCAUUUUGUAACUCCCCAAAAGAUGGCUAAAGAUUCAAAGGAAUUUGAUGAUAACCGUCCUUCAGAGAGUAGGCACAGAGUCAAUGGGUGGAACAGUGAAACUACUUCAGAUGAAGUUCAUCUCAAUGAAACCAAUAGAAAAAGAAAAUUGUCUACUUUCACAGAAGAUAGUUCAGAUUGGGAAGAAACAAUUUCAAUAAUGAAUGUCAAUACUGAUGGAAUGCAAGGAGAUUGUGGCAAUGCAACAAUGGACGUUGAUGAAAGAAUCUUUGAACUUCAGAUACUGGAAUUGGAAAAGAGAAUUGAGAGACUGGAGAAACAGAAGGGCAUAAGUUCAGAGCUACGAAGAGCAACAUUUCAAUUGUGGGAUGUGUUCAAGAUGGUGGAUUUUGAUCAUAAGGUGUGUCUUUUAAUUGCAUAAUAUAUUUACUUUUGUAAGAAAUACUGUUAAAAGCUUCUUGACCAAUGACUAGGAAAGGAGCAUAUGGGCAAAUGUAUAUUGUCAGUGGAAAUGUUGCAAUUUUAGAUUUGUGAGACACUUCUAGAAAUUAAAUUAGAUACCCACGCAACUUUAAAUUUAUAA